Molecule: messenger RNA, 609 nt
Organism: Cyclocybe aegerita
Lineage: Eukaryota; Fungi; Basidiomycota; Agaricomycetes; Agaricales; Hemipholiotaceae
Source: the annotation of a GenBank genome assembly
AUGCCUUCCUUCACCCCCGACUCUCACCUCGACCUCCUCUUCGCGCCUGAGCUCAUUCCUUCUGAUGUACAAGCCCAACUUGGAUCGGAUUUGCAUAUGCGACCCCUCGCCAAGGACGACCUCUAUCGCUCACACCUCUCCGUCUUGCGGGUGCUCACAUCAACGCCCGAGCUCACUGAGGAGCAAUACACCCAGGCGUUCAACCGGCUCAAGUCGUGCCCCAACACCUACUUCACACUCGUCAUCAUCAACCGCGCGACGGACCAGGUCGUGGGCGUCGGCUCGGUGUUCAUGGAGCAGAAGUUCACGCGCGGGCUGGGCGUGGUGGGCCACAUCGAGGACAUUGCGGUCGAUAAGAGCGUGCAAGGCCGCAAGCUGGGCUUGAGGAUCAUCCAGGCGCUCACGACCAUUAGCGAGAGGGUGGGGUCGUACAAGACGAUUUUGAACUGCAGCGAUGCCAAUAUUCCUUUCUACGAGAAGUGUGGAUUCCAGAAGAAGGAGAACGAGAUGGCGAGGUACCACAACACCAGCUCCAACGCAGCAGCCACCACCGCCGCCCUACUGCCCUCAUCCCUCUCCGAGCGUCCCCUCCACACGCCCCGACUCUGA